Messenger RNA from Cyprinodon tularosa, 10722 nucleotides. RefSeq names its product calcium channel, voltage-dependent, alpha 2/delta subunit 2a (gene cacna2d2a). Lineage: Eukaryota; Metazoa; Chordata; Actinopteri; Cyprinodontiformes; Cyprinodontidae. Gene Ontology annotation, cellular component: voltage-gated calcium channel complex. The transcript is spliced from 39 exons. The record is from RefSeq and is a predicted model, not a curated record. Gene Ontology annotation, molecular function: voltage-gated calcium channel activity. Bases 1 to 3342 code for a protein of 1113 amino acids.
AUGGCGAUCCGUGCACAGUCGCUCGGCGUUUUCUGCCUCUUCGCUGUACAAACUGUACUUAUCAUAUGCGUUUCCACGCCGACAGCCGGGACCCACCACUUCCCACAGCACUACACGAUGAUUCACUGGGCUGGACGCAUUGAGAAGGAGCUGGAAAAGGUUCUUCAGCACGUUACUGGAGCUCAGCAGAUGAGAUCGAUUUAUAAUGAGAAGAAGAGCCAGUUUGAAAUCAAGAGAAACAACCCCAAGGAUCUGGUGGACAGAGUGGCACGGGAAAUCUCCAGGCUGCUAAACAGUAAGAGUAAAGCCUUAGAGAAACUGGUCCGAGAGGCUGAGCAGCUUCAGAAGGAGCACGUGUGGCAAGACGGCGUGACGGAAAAUGCCAUUUCAUACUACGAUUCCAAAGCGGAUUCAGACUAUCAGACAGAGGAUGGAGAGGAGGAAACUCCACUGGAAAGCUCAUCCUCCUUGGAGCUGGAGUUUGUCGACGAUCCCAAUUUUAAAAACAAGGUCAACUACUCCUCCAGUGCCGUCCAGAUUCCCACAGACAUAUACAAAGGCUCCCCAGUUAUCCUAAAUGAGCUCAACUGGACACAAGCUCUGGAGCGAGUCUUCAUUGAAAACCGGCGAGAGGACAGCUCUCUGCGCUGGCAGGUGUUUGGAAGUGCCACCGGGGUGACACGAUACUACCCAGCCACUCCUUGGAGGGCGCCCAAUAAGAUUGAUCUGUAUGACGUUCGCAGAAGACCAUGGUAUAUCCAAGGUGCAUCGUCUCCAAAGGACAUGGUCAUCAUUGUAGAUGUGAGCGGCAGUGUCAGCGGACUUACUCUGAAGCUCAUGAAAACCUCUGUCAUGGAGAUGCUUGACACACUAUCAGAUGAUGACUAUGUCAACGUAGCAAAGUUUAACGAAAAGGCAGAGGCUGUUGUCCCGUGUUUCAGGACUUUGGUCCAAGCCAACGUUCGCAACAAGAAGAUCUUCAAGGAAGCUGUCAUGCAUAUGCAGGCCAAAGGAACCACAGAUUACAAAUCUGGCUUUACGUUUGCCUUUGAGCAGCUUCUCAAUGAGAGCAGUGCCCCGAGGGCCAACUGCAAUAAGAUGAUAAUGAUGUUUACAGAUGGAGGUGAAGAUCGUGCUCAGGAAAUCUUUGAGAAGUAUAACUGGCCCAACAAAACUGUUCGAGUUUUUACUUUCUCUGUUGGACAGCAUAACUAUGAUGUCACCCCUUUGCAGUGGAUAGCGUGUGCUAAUAAAGGUUACUACUUUGAAAUACCAUCAAUUGGAGCAAUCAGAAUCAACACACAGGAGUACCUGGAUGUCCUGGGACGUCCCAUGGUGCUCGCUGGGCCUAAAGCUAAACAAGUACAGUGGACGAAUGUCUACCAAGAUGCUCUGGGUUUGGGGCUUGUCAUCACUGGAACAAUGCCAGUUUUCAACCUGACUGCAGAUAGCGCCAGCUCUCAGAAUCAACUCAUUCUUGGAGUUAUGGGAGUUGAUGUUGCAAUCAAUGAAAUCAAGAAGAAGACUCCAACUUAUAGACUUGGGGCCAAUGGCUAUACGUUUGCUACCGACCCAAAUGGUUACGUGCUGCUGCAUCCUAACCUACGACCCAAGAUCAUUAACUUCAGGGAGCCUGUCACUCUAGACUUUCUAGAUGCAGAACUGGAAGAUAACAACAAGGAGGAGAUCCGUCGAGACAUGAUUGAUGGUAAAUCGGGGCAAAGAAAAAUCAAGACUCUCAUUAAAUCAGUUGAUGAGAGGUAUAUCGACGAGGCCAUACGAACAUACACCUGGACACCUGUUGAUGGUACAGACUACAGUCUAGGGUUGGUACUGCCCACAUAUAGUGAGAACCAUAUCAAGGCCAACCUAAGUGACCAGAUACUUCAGGUGCAGUGGCUAAACUCCAAGGAUUUUGAAUCUCUGCUGCCAAACAGUUUUGAGUCUGAAGGACAUGUAUUCAUUGCUCCCAGGGAGUACUGCAAUGAUCUUGAACUGUCCAACAACAACACAGAGUUCCUUCUCAACUUCAUCGCUCUAAUGGAGAAGGUGACGCCAGACUCCAAACAAUGUGAAAGUUUGCUUCUUCACAAUCUGAUUUUGGAUACUGGCAUCAUCCGGCAGCUGGUUGAUAAAGUGUGGAAGAAUAAAGAUUUGAAUACAUAUGGCUUCCUGGCUGUGUUUGCUGCAACAGAUGGAGGAAUAACACGAGUCUUUCCAAACAAAGCUGCAGAAACCUGGGAGGAAGACCCAGAGCCAUUUAAUGCUAGCUAUUACCGCCGCAGCCUUGACAACAAGGGUUACAUCUUCACAGCGCCUUAUCGAUCAGCCGGGGCCGAUCUGUUGAACCCAGAAAACGACACAGUGGGAAUCCUGGUCAGCACGGCUCUGGAUAUUACAAUAGGCGGGAAGACAGUCAAACCUGCAGUUCUUGGAGUAAAGUUGGAUCUUGAAGCCUGGACCGAUAAAUUCAAGAUUCUUGCCAGCAACCAUACAGACAGUCGUCAAGGUUCAAAUACGUGUGGACCAUACAGGGGCUGUGAGAUGGACUGCGAAGCUAAUAGUGAUGAUCUCCUGUGCUAUUUAAUUGAUGAUGGUGGUUUCCUUAUUAUGUCAAAUCAGAAGGAUGAUUGGAGCGAGGUGGGCAAAUUUCUUGGUGUGGUUGACCCAAACUUGAUGUACGCCCUCUACAACAACUCCUUCUACAAACGCAAGCAGUCAUAUGAUUAUCAGUCUGUGUGUGAACGAGUACAAAACAGUGAAGCUGGAGCUGCACGGAGAGGAGUGUUUGUGCCCACGAUUGCAGAUUUUGUCAACGUGGCAUGGUGGACGUCAGCUGCUGCAUGGUCCUUGUUCCAACAGCUUAUAUAUGGUUUGGCUUAUCAUAGCUGGUUUGUCAUAGACGAGGCAGAUGCAGAAGGAAUAGAGUCAAAAGAGAGGAGUUGUGUGAUGAUCCAAACCCAGUACUACUUCAGUAACCUCAGCAGCUCAUACAACAUCCUCCAAGACUGUGGCAACUGUUCCAGGCUGAUUCAUGCCAAGAGGAUAAACAAUACCAACUUGCUGUUUGUGGUAGCAGAAAAGCUGCCAUGCAGCACCUGCGAGAUAGAAGAUCUUUCCCAGGACAAGGAGGAAUUCAAGGAGGAAAAUCCCUGUGAAGAAAUGACGGCAGCACGGUAUCGAAAAGGACCUGUCAAAUGCUUCGACAACAACGUAGCUGAGAACACAUCAGACUGUGGAAGAGGUCACUCCUUGGGUCCUCCUCUCUACACACUACUGCUCAUUCAGCUGCUCCUGCUUUAUCAAGCUCUCAGCCCCCACAAUCACUCUCUCUUACAUUAACUUCAUUUUACUGCAGCUCUAUUCACCCCCCCCUCCCCUCCCCCUUCCUUAAAAAUCACUUGAUUCCUCCCAACUCUUCUUCUACUUACCUGCACCCUGCUUUUGUUUUAGUUAUAGUUAAUUAUGGGACUUCCUUUCACAGUUAGCUGGAAACCCCAAGUGCAGCGCCACCCAGUUUAGACGCUGGAUGUUUUUGUCCUCAGCCCACUUAUAAUCUGCAUCUGCAAGCCAAGCUGCUGGCACAAGACCAUGGAGGCACCCCAGAAUAGAGAAAAAUAAAUCCCUGUCUAAUCCAAAUACUACCAUCAUCUAGAUAAGGGCGAGAUCCUGACAGACUGCCCUCCCAGGGCCGGACUUCUUCUUCGCCUUCAUCUCAAAGUCUCACCAUCUGCCUCUCGUAAGGCUGUGGACCCUCCAGCCAGCUGUACCACAAUAGAUAAGACAAAAAAAAAAAAAAAAGUCAAUAAGUAUUCACAAUGUCAAAUAUUACCUGCUGAAGUGAUGAGUAUUCCAAACAUGCUGUAUGCUUAGGAUUUUCAUUUGAAAAGGAAGCUAAGUGUUAACCUAAAAUGCGCUAUAUCUAUUUGCCAAAAUGAGAUAUCCUUUCCUGUGGUCUUAUUUUUGUAGCCAAAAACACAAAGAGGAAACUGAAUUUAGAUCCACAGCAGCUGAAUUAUGAUUCAUUUUGUGCAGCUCUAAUUAACAGAGUGGCUUAAAAAAUGGAUGAAAAAGGAUGUCAGAUAAGGAGUGUGAUUGUCUCUAGAAAAUGUAAUACCAAAUUUUUCUUGAAGUGUUUUUAUGAUGGUUUAUCAGUGCUUUGUGAAUUCUGGCUCGUAAGCCCUAAGCUGUAAAAUCUGGAUCAGCGUUCGGUUGCUACAAGAACAUUGUUGAUGUUGUGUGGUAUUACUCUCUUUUAUGAUCAAUCGAACCAUUCUGACCUCGAAAAAAAUAGUUAUAAAAAAAAAAAAACUCACCUCUUACAGUAGAAGUACUUCAUCAAUUCUCCGAAUCACAAUUGUUGUGUGUAUGUGGUUUACUCGUGUCAAAUUCCAAGCCUUUCUUUCGGAGGGGUCUGUCAUGUUUAAUUUACCUUUGACUGACACUGUUCAAUCUUUAAAAACCAUCCACUGCUGAGGGUUAGGGGCUAAUUGUUAUUUUCCACCAGUAGUUUAGAAGGGGCCACUAAAUUUGGUGAUCACGUACAGUAGUAGUCACUUAUCCUCUAACCAUUGCAAUGUAUGGGUUUUAUUUUAUAAUGACUCCUAUUAUUUGAGGCUCCUGUGUUUAGGAGCCACUCUGUUUCAUAGUGCCUUUAUGCACUUUGUUUUGGCUGUAUAAGUGUGAAGCUACUGUAUAGUACCUUUAAAAGCAGCCAUGUUUGAGGCUUUGGAUGCUAAGGAGGACUGAAUCUGUUGAGUGACGCUGUAGAACUAGCUUUACACUGAGCCCUCAAUCUGAUCGGCUCCCCUUGAUGUCCUUCCCCCUCCAGAGCCUCCCUUCUGCCGUCACACGGGGAUUACUAUACGGUUCCUUUACCAUACCAUGUAUAGAGCUAUGAUACACUAUCGAUAUACAGAAACUUAACCGGCCAUAGUGUGUUCUUAGGGCCACCUGACCGCUAUCGUUCUGCCUGGUUUGUGUGUGUUUGUGUGUGUGCGUGUGUGCGUUUGUGUAAAAAGCCCUCACAAGGAUCAUUGGUCAAAUGAGCGUAAUUUGGGGUGGGGGUACCAGGGGUGAUAUUUGAGCUAGCACGGCUGUUUCGUUACCGUUUCUGUGUUGCAGCAGACAAGAUCCAGUGUUGUGAUGGAGAAAUAUACUAAAAGAUAGACCUAUAAAGUUCAGGUCAUGAGUUUAAGUGUCGUCACAAUGGGUUUUUAUUGUCAUAUUGAAUUUGGCAUUAUACAGUUACAUCGUUACACAGCAUACAACCUCAGUGGUGUUGGAGAUGCUGGAAUUCACUGCUGAUCAUCACUUGCUCACACAUGGUCUACGUUGGAACAUCCUAUCUCAAAUUUGGUUUGAAGUUGAUCUGGCAUAAUUCUCCCUAGAUAUGGACUACUCUCUCUUUGGAAAAGUUGGUGAGAUUAUUUAAAUUGGUUUGUUUUCUUCCAAGAACUUGGCUUCCUCACUGUCCUCAGUUUUAGGGGCCCUAUUAAGAAUGCUUAAAGGUAUAGUGGAGGAUUUUCAUGAAUUUUUAAAAAGCCCGCCCUCUCCACUUUUAAAAAAGAAAAUGCACAUGCACAACCCUUUACCCGCUUCUAAGAGGGAACGCCUGUUAAAUGUGUGCGAGAGCGUGCACAAGCCCAUUUCUCCUCGUGUACGCUCUGUUAGAAAAUUUUGCUGAUUGCGUCGCUCAUACAAGCUUACUUUCCAAAAGAAGAUUUGCAAUUUUUCCACUAUGUCAGACAGUAAAAAAGGGGACAAUCAUGUAGAACGGCCUUAUGUAAACAUAUCACCAGAAUGAUUGACAAUUAGGGGGACCACUUAUUUAGAUGAUCCACUAUACCUUUAAUACAACUCUUCAAAAAAAACUUUUGAUGGUGUUUGGGAUCAAGGUCCAAGUUUCAACCUUUUUACCAGACCAAGACCAUAUAAUCUCAGUUGUCACUGAAAUAGCAAAAGUCUGACUACUAGCUGGGAGGAAAAUGUUGGCUGGUUGAGAUUUAUACCAUCAUUGAAUAUUCAACUAGAACAUCACAAUGUCAUGUUUCCCUAGUUCUCUGCGAUUCUACCUGCCAAACGUGUCAUCGUUAAAAGAAAAUGGCUACUUCUUUCAAGAAAAACACUGGAAACACCAAAGCUUAAGCCUAUCAUAUACUUGAAGAUGCUACACCAAUGCUGCUUGCUCACAGCAUAGCAAAUUUUACAUCAGCAUGGACUGAAAGCAUACCAACCUCCAAAACUGACCCAUUCAAAUGUCUUUGGAGGGGAAACCUAUUCUGUGUUAGACAAGACAAAGAUUGAAUUAAUGGCAUCAAGAACAAGAAUAAUUUUAAGGAGUCAAGGCAAUUCUUUCAAAACUAAGAACAUUGUACCUACUGUCAAGCAAUAGUAGUGGAUGUACCAUGCUGAGCAGCUGUGUUUUGCUGCAGUGAGGAAGGGGGAUUAUCAUUACAUUGUUUACCAUCAGCAAAGAUCAACAGCUAGAUGGCUGACUCUUGGACAAGUUGGAUGUUCCAACAGGAAGAUGAUCCCAAACACACAUCAGAAUACUUUGGACAAAGCAGCCUAAGAAAAAGUUUCUGAUCCAUGCCUUUUAAAAAAUGUGCGGUCUAUGCUAACCAUUUCCCUCAGAACUAGAAAAUCAGAAUGAUUUUAUCUAUGAAUUAAAAGCAUAUUUCCUUCUGGAAGGUUGGGAAUUCUAACUUUGGAGUACAAACUAAUUGCAGUCUAAGAUCUUGGUCUAAGUCAGAAAACUGCCAUGAUCCAUAUCUGUUUAGUGUUUCCAUUCAUUUCAAACCCCAGUUUACCGUGUUGCUCUGUCUCUUCCCAUUUUUAUUUAAAUUGCUGUGUCCUUUUUCCGAGUUCUUCCUUUAAGUUUGAUUAUUCAGUGCUACAGCCCUGUUCCAGUCUUCGCAUCGGUUCGUCUUUAAUUACACAUUAUAUAAAAAGGAAACAAACAGUUGACAACAAAAUUAUACCGAUUCUGUAAAGAGAAAGGGUCUAAUAUCCAACUGGGAUUAUGUCAGGACUUUGGCUGUGUGAAAAUGUCCGCCCUAACCACUAUUUAGGGCACUAUAUAGUGGCUACGCCAUUUUAAAUUACUGUCCGAACAUCUAGUGGAUGAAAAAGUAGUGGACUCAAAUUUUCCCACAAUGCAUUGAAAAUUAGUAAUCAUCCAUGAUCACUAGACGAGCAAAUAUAUCCCAGAAUGAGAGCUCUCCUCGCAAAGCCUUAUGGGAUUUGCAGUCACAGCCUGCUGUUGCAGCCUGACUGUGGCAACUAAUAACAAAGAUGGCACAGAGACCGUGCAGAGUUACGUGACCAAUGGGGAGUGAAAAGUAGUGAUCAUCUGACUGAACAAACAGUUAAGUUAGUUCACUAUAAAGUCCUCUAUAUAGUCCCCGCUCUAUAUAGAGUUUGAGAGAUUGAGGGGUUAGGCCAGAUGUUUAGACACAGCCUUUGUUUAUACAGUAAUAUAGAGGUAACUUACUAAGGGAUGUUUUGUCCAUGUGUGUUAUAGGGGGAUAUCAACAUGAAUUCAGACUUGGAAUCAUGGAAAAUGUUUAGGAAACGAGAGUAAAAACACUGACUUUAUAUUAAUUUAAUUAGAUCCAUGCAGACGAUUCCUAUGUAAACCCUUGACCAGAACUGUAGGUGUUACUCUAUUUAAAUGUUGAUAUAGAGGAAGAGAGGAAUGUGUAGUUUAUUAGUGUUUUAUGUCUGAAUGCAAAAGAGUUAUCAAAGCCUCUUUAAAUGCCUUAGUGUUUCUCAGUGAGGAGCUUUCAUUCCCCCACUUAAACCCUGUCUCUAAAAUACUCCCCCUUCAGACUUUUCUUAGUGUCAUGUAUUAAGGUUCACUGGGGUCUGAUUUUUUCCUAGUUUUUCUCUCCUGAUGAAUUGUUGAUUGAUGCAUGUUUGCGUUAAAAAUGCUCAAACGCCAGUGGGAGGGUCCCCAUUUUAAAAGCUCCUGACCUUGGAUGUUGACGCCCACUCAGAUCUCGCUUUACUGCUCAGGUGAGAAUGAGUCACACAACAGUUUGAACCUUAACCGCACACUCUGUACAGUCUUCAUACAGUUUAAUGUGGCAAAUCAUGCUGGCACAGUAACUGCAGCUGAGCUCCUAGUAAACCUGAGAAAACAUGAAAAAGAGAGACUGUUAAUGGAGCUUCAUUUAAAGAGUAUUUAUUAAUUUGGCCUUUUUGGCCUGAUGCAGUCGUACUUUUCUGGCAUUUGUUUGUCUCUGUCCUGUGCCAUUAAUUCUGUCUGUAACUUCCUAUUUCCACCGUCUGUAAAUGAAAGCUAAACACGUGCCUGUGGAAAUGUACCCCCUGCUACGACCUCUCUUUCCCUGGAACCAUACGCUAAAUAUGAAAACCUACACUUUGUGCACCUGCACUGAGACGUUUUGCACACGUAAACCUGUAAGAAGACAUAAUGACACUAUUUGUGCCCAGUUGGAAGGUGAUGAAUAGGUGGGAGGAUGAAAGGCAGAGAGGUUUAAUCCAUAGGUGUUUUCUGCAGGGUUCCUACACUUUUAAACACUUGCUAUACUUUUCAGAGUUUUCAGAUAUCCGGAUUUUUCUGACCGUUUUGGGAAGAACACCUUAACUCAAAUUUACCAAAUCAUCAAACAUCAUAAUACUGAAUUCCCAUUCAUUGGUAGAGUGAAAGCAUUUUUUAUUGCUAAUAUUUGCACCAGGUUAUCCUGCACUAGUCCAAUUCCUGUAGAGCAACAAAUUCUGAUUCUCUGCAACUCAGAAAUAAAAAUCAUCAAUGAGACUUGGACAAAGACCCAGGUUGACAUGAUGCAUAUCAAAUAUGUAAUAGGGGAAAUAAAUAUUAAAUCUCCUUUGCUUUAGUAAAUGUGUAGUUCUAAAUGAACUAUAAGCAUGAAGUACUCACCAAAUAGCAACAAGAACCCAAGCAAUCCAUACAAAAAACUUUUAAUUAAUAACAAACGCUUUUGCUUUUAUGGCAAUAAUAGCAGUUGUCAAUGCUUGGGUGUGAUUCUGAGCCAGACUUCAUACAAAAUGGCUCCAGGUCCAAAAGGAUCUGCAGCUCUCUUCUAUGCCCUCCUGAUCUUCAGUUCAUUUUGUCAUAUUUCUGUUUAAUUCAGAUCAGGUGAAGCCAUGAUAAGUGCUUUAUUUCUUUUCAUGAUUAUAGACUAAUCCCGUGUUUCCAUUAAGGCAUAUGGCAUCAUCAUCUUUUUGAACAUUUCUGCAUCAAUUUAUGAAAUUUAUCUUCAGAUAUAAAUUUCUCCAUUCAUACUUCCUUUAUUUAUAUGAAUUCACUCCCAUGCCACAAUUUCAUACUCUUCAAACUUCACUGUUGAUUUGGUGAUUUUAGGCUGAUGUGUUCAGAGGGUGAACUUCAGUCUUAACAUCCAGAAUUUUAUUAAUAUUUCCAAUUCCUAAGUAAGUCUUACACAAGCGUCAUCAUAUCCCCUCUUCAGCAGUGGAUUAUUGUCCAUGGAGCAUACAGUAAAUGAAGACAAUUACUUUUUAGAGCAUUACUGUUCUUUAAAGUCACCAAUACCCCCACUAUUCUGGGACCACUGCCCACCAUUAGUCAGUUCUUGUGUAAAAUAAUGGUAAUGCAAAAAUUCAAUUGAGUGACUUAAAUUUGCAAUUUCUAAAUCUGUCUCUAUUUGUGUGGACUGCUUGAUUUCUUACUGACAUUCGGUGCAUUCUUCAUGGCAAAAGCACCUUUAAUAACCAUGAACCAUAAAAUCAUUGUGUUUAGUCGUAAAAUGAUUGACGUGUUAAGAACAUUUAAGUUGUCGUAAAGGACAGUUUGAAUAUAAAUUCUACUUUUUCAGAAAUUCAGUUUUAAUGCAAUAAGGAACUUUGAAAAUUUGGCAUUUCCCUUAGUUUAUUUUCUAAUUGCCAAUGUUUGGAAAAUUUUUGAACUAAUUUGCAAUAUUUUGCUGCUGUUUGCAGCACUGUGUAGGAACCCUGUGUCUGUGAGUGGGUGGGAUGUCAGGAGUGAGCUCAGGAGGCGGGUCUCCACAGAGCAGCACGGGCCUGUUAAAUCCUACAGCCCCAUCUUUGCGUGCAUCUUGACGGAACACACAAAUCUGAUUUCUCUGGUUUGACAGAUUUUCUUUUGCCAAAAACAAAAAAAAAUAAAUAAGACAAAUAAAAAAAAUCUAACUGGACCAGCUUGGGGAUGAGAGGGAGGGAUCAGCUUUCAGACAUCAAGAGAUGUUUUCAUAAAGAGCGUUCCCCCCCGCGACCCUCGCUGCCCCUGUGUUGGUGCAUCUCUGUAGGAAAGACGUGCGUAUGUGUUUGUAGUCUGUAGUCUGGUGCUAUGUGACCAUGUUUGACAAAGAGUGUGAAAAAAACAGCAACAUAUAGAGAAAAAAAAAAGUUAAAUCAGUCAAAGUUAAAGUGAAGUUUAAGAAAUAUAUAUAGGAAAACAGCACUGCUGAUAAGUUUGAGAUCUGAUGUCCAAAUGGUUUUAUUAUUUUUCUGUUCUUUUUUCUUUUACUUAUUGUAUGUUUGGGUGAGUGUGAAUGUGCGCGUGGAAAGUUUAGCUCCUCCUUUUUUUGGGCAAUGGUCCAUGUCGCUCCAUUCUUUUGUACAGAUGAAGCUUAAAAAAAAAAAAAAAGAGGGCAAAAUUUGUAAAAUAUUGUGUCUGUGACUCCUUGUAAAAUAUUUUCAAAUUGUUUAUUACAGAGAAUCAGUUAUUAAAUAAUGUUCAUAUUUUUCACUUCA